Messenger RNA from Lathyrus sativus (Indian pea), 1455 nucleotides. NCBI's taxonomy places the organism in Eukaryota, Viridiplantae, Streptophyta, Magnoliopsida, Fabales, Fabaceae. The record is from the annotation of a GenBank genome assembly.
AUGAUGACCUCAUCAGUUCUCAAUUUCGUGAACACUACAUUAGAUUGGGUGACAUAUGCUUUAGAUGCUCCUUCUACACGAGCAGUAGUUUUUGGAUUCAAUAUCGGUGGCCAUUUAUUUAUCGAAGUAUUUCUCUUGGUGGUUAUACUUUUCUUGCUUUCCCAGAAAAGUUACACGCCUCCUAAGAGGCCUCUGACAAACAAGGAAAUUGAUGAACUAUGUGAUGAGUGGGUUCCACAACCCCUUAUUCCUUCUCUUAAUGAAGAGUUGCACUAUGAACCACCAGUGCUGGAGAGUGCUGCUGGGCCACAUACCAUAGUCAAUGGUAAAGACGUUGUAAAUUUUGCCUCAGCAAACUAUCUUGGGCUUAUAGGUCAUCAAAAGUUACUUGACUCAUGUUCAUCUGCUUUAGAGAAAUAUGGCGUUGGUUCUUGUGGUCCCCGUGGGUUUUAUGGAACAAUUGAUGUCCAUCUUGAUUGUGAAGCGAGAAUAGCGAAAUUUUUAGGAACACCUGAUUCAAUUCUGUACUCUUAUGGACUUUCGACCAUGUUCAGUGCUAUUCCCGCAUUCUCUAAAAAAGGAGAUAUAAUUGUGGCAGACGAGGGAGUCCACUGGGGAAUACAAAAUGGUCUUUAUCUUUCGAGAAGCACAGUCGUAUAUUUUAAGCACAAUGACAUGGAUUCUUUAAGUAAAACUUUAGAGAACAUUACUUCCAAAUAUAAGGGGACAAAAAAUUUGAGGCGAUAUAUUGUCAUUGAAGCUCUCUACCAGAAUUCUGGCCAAAUAGCACCCUUAGAUGAGAUCAUUAAAUUGAAGGAAAAAUAUCGUUUUCGUAUUUUAUUGGAUGAGAGCAACUCGUUUGGUGUACUUGGAAGUUCUGGAAGAGGUCUCACCGAACACUAUGGAGUGCCAGUUGAGAAAUUAGAUCUUAUAACUGCUGCUAUGGGACAUGCAUUGGCCACAGAAGGAGGAUUCUGCACCGGAAGUGCAAGAGUUAUAGAUCACCAACGAUUGAGUAGUUCUGGCUAUGUCUUUUCUGCUUCUUUGCCUCCAUAUCUUGCAAGCGCAGCAAUUACAGCUAUUGAUGUCCUUGACGAAAAUCCCAAUCUGUUAACAAAAUUGAAGAACAACAUUGGUGUGUUAUGGAAAGGGUUGUCGAAAAUACCAAGCUUCACAAUUGCUAGUCAUCCAGAGUCACCAAUUAUUUAUUUGAGAUUAAAGAAGUCAACAGGUUCUUUGAAAGAUGACCUACAUCUGCUUGAAAAUAUCGCCGAGCGUGUUUUGAAAGAAGAUUCUGUAUUUGUGGCGGCUUCAAGAAGAUCAACACUUGACAAGUGUAAAUUGCCUGUAGGAAUUAGAUUGUUUGUCUCUGCAGGGCAUGAGGAGUCUGAUCUUCACAAAGCAUCUGAAUCAUUGGAAAGGGUUGCUGCAUUAGUCCUCGGUGAUCGUAGUUGA